Messenger RNA from Prunus armeniaca (apricot), 1338 nucleotides. Lineage: Eukaryota; Viridiplantae; Streptophyta; Magnoliopsida; Rosales; Rosaceae. The record is from the annotation of a GenBank genome assembly.
AUGCCACGUACUGGGUCUGUCAACACGCCGGAAAACCCUGUUAAGUUCUCGAAGCAGUGGUGUAUCUACCGGAUUCCUAGCAGACUCAGGAAUGUAAAAGAUGAAGCAUACACUCCUCAAUUGAUUUCAAUUGGUCCUUUCCACCAUGGCAAUCUGAAACUGAAGGACAUGGAAAGCCAUAAAAAGAAAUUUUAUGAGAAUUUCUGCCAGCGAACUUCAAGGAAAAACAAGGAACUAGAAAACUUCAUCCGUGAGAGAGAAGAUGACAUUCUUCGUUGUUAUGCUGGGGCCAUUGAGCUUGAUAUUGACUUUGUGAAGCAUGAAAAUUAUUACAUUUUAAGAUCGCCAUUGCUGAGGAAAGCUGUCGAGCAGGACCUGAUACUCUUUGAAAAUCAGCUUCCUUAUCCUCUUCUUCAAGAGCUAUAUGACUUUGCCAACCCCAUCUAUUCCAGUUCCAAUCCCGAGAAAAAUGUUCAGGAGAAAGAAGAGGCGGAUGACCUGCAGCACUGCUUGCCUUGCUUCCAGCCUUGUUUUCCAUUUUCCCCUUCGACCCCUUCUGAUGAUCAUCGUAUAGAGAUUGAGAAAACAGAACCUGCUUAUGAUCACCCCUUUCUAAAGCUUACUUGUGAGUUCUUUAAGGAAUUCACGAAGUUACAACCCAUUGAGAAUGGAGUACAAGUGAAACAUUUCACUGACUCAGUAAGAUAUUUUCUGUGGCCAAUUGAAAAAAUGACUUGGGUAGGAAAUGGUGACUGCAUCCCUACCAAAAGUAUAUACGACGUAAGAAAGCUGAAGGAAGCAGGGGUGAAGUUUAGGCCAAAUGAAGGUAGUGAACGCUUCGUCAUAAAAAGAGGUGAGGACCACAAACGUAAUUUCAAAAUGGCAUGCUUUAGAAAUAUGAACUUGAAGCUUACAAAAUUUUGGGCAAGGUAUGAGGUAGAAUGCGUUAUUCGAAACGUGAUGGCCUUGGAGCAGCUUAUGUACCCAAAGAAGGCUUAUGUUUGCAGUUACUUUUUGAUGCUGGAUCAGCUUGUGGACACUGCGGAAGAUGUGAAUGUGCUGAUUGAAAGCGAAGUUAUAGUUAAAUUGCUAUGCAGCAGCGACGUAGUGGCGAAGCAGAUUAAUUCACUUAGUGAGCAGAUUAUGGACGAUAGAUCCUGCUAUACAGACAUCUGUCAACAGCUUAACGAGCACUACGAGAUCAGCUUAUGCAACCGUAACAUUUCGAUCCUGAAACGAGUUUACUUCAAGGAUCUUUGGACGGGCAGUUCAACUAUUCUUGGACUCUUUGUGCUGGUAUUCUCCAUCAUUGGAACCAUUAAGUCUCUCAUGUCAUAA